This is a messenger RNA of Lodderomyces pseudojiufengensis, 2388 nucleotides long. RefSeq lists its product as uncharacterized. The coding region runs from base 1 to 2388 and encodes 795 amino acids. Gene Ontology annotation, cellular component: nucleus. The record is from RefSeq and is a predicted model, not a curated record. The transcript has a single exon. Gene Ontology annotation, biological process: DNA recombination; mismatch repair; DNA double-strand break processing. NCBI's taxonomy places the organism in Eukaryota, Fungi, Ascomycota, Pichiomycetes, Serinales, Debaryomycetaceae. Gene Ontology annotation, molecular function: 5'-flap endonuclease activity; 5'-3' DNA exonuclease activity.
AUGCCCAUCAAGUCACUUGAACCUUUUUUAUUUGAAAGGAAAUUAGUAUAUCCCAGCUCAAUUGAAAUUCUAACAAAUGCAACAAUUGGGAUCGACGUGGAGAAUUAUUUGAAUAGAAUAUAUACAUCAAAAAAGGAACAUUUUUUAGCAGCAAUUGGGGGACUGCCAAGCUCGUUGAAAGAUUACAUUUACGCAGACUUACAAGUAUUCAAGGAAUUUAGCAUCAAACCAAUAUUUGUCAUACUGAGAUCGAAUACCCAAUCUCAAAAUAUAGAAUAUAAAUCCAAUGAAUUAUCACCAGUUGAACAAAGUUUGGAAAGUACUUGGAACAAGAUAUCAAAUUUACAAAAACAAAACUCGAAUUACCAUCAACAUUUCCAAGCAUUCGAAAAUUACAGAUCUUUGAAUGAAAGCAUACCUUUGCAAGCUAUAAUUAAUGAUUUAGUCAGUAUCUUUAUUGAAUUUGGAGUCGAUUAUUUAAUAACUCCGUACGAUUCAUCAUUUCAAUUAUCAUACUUGUAUCAAUCCAAAAUAGUAGACACUAUUUAUGGAUCUACAGACUUAUUAUUGACACAAAUUGAUAAAUUCAUACUAGGGAUAGAAAACCAAACUAGAGAGUUUAGAUUUGUAGACAAACAUAAAAUUUUGCAAGAAUUAAGAAUUAAUGAAAGACAAUUGCAAGAUCUAAGUUUGAUUGUUGGUUGCAGUUUACAGCCAAAUACUUUCCCAAUUUUUCCAAAACCAUUACCUAAUUAUCCCCCAAUCAAUAUUUUCAAAUUUGGCUUGGACCUGUUAUAUCAAUACGCCCAAGUCAGUGGAAAUCAUCAAGACUUGUAUGGUUAUGUUUUAAAUUUGAAUGAUCAAAAAUUAGUAGAUUGGUAUUUAAAAGGUCAAUCAUUAAUCAAAUUCACUCCAAUAAUUACAAAAGAAGGAUAUGUUGAACUUUACAAUGUUGAAUUAGCUAAACUCGGUUUAGACAAGAAUGUAGAUUUCCUCGGUGAUGAUGACGAGAUUCAAACAGAUGGAUCUGGGAACAACACACCAACAAAGCCUUUAGUCAAAGUUCCAAAUAAUUUACAUGAAAUCAUUUCUCAAAGACUACCACCGGAAUUGUAUUAUUAUCAAUCAUUGGGACUAAUUCCGGCGGAAAUUUUGAGUUCCAUUGCAGGAGGAAGACUUGACGUAAGACCACCAGCUGAGCUCGGUAAAAGUGAUAGUUAUAAGAAGUUGGUUAGUUCUAAGUUCUAUACGGACUUAUUGGACAAACAGUACAAUUUGAUUACUCAGCUUUUAGCAAGAUAUUAUCAAGUAAAAAAAAUUAACGUUAAGUUUUGGUUCAAUGAUAGUGUUUUGGCUUUGAAUAAUAGGAUGAACCCUCCAAUCACUAAGGAAGUUGAAAACGUAUUUACUAAAUCUUCUCAAACGUCAUUCAGUAUCAAGUAUGGGUUACUAUCAAACUUGAAUACGGAUUCCAAGUCAGAUCAAGGGCCCGACGCAGUUGAAACUCAAGUCGAUCUUAUUUCAUCAGCAUUUUCCAGAGCAUUACAUGUGUAUGGAAUCAUCGACGACAAAAAUCAGGUUUCAACAAUUGGUAAGAUAUUCAAAGAGCUCAUAAAUGAACAUGAAGAUAUUAGUGACGAAGAUUUGGAGCAUCUCAUACUUUUAUCCUUAUUAUUAAAGUCAGACACAUUUAAAUUGACCAACGCAAAUCCCGAUUAUUUUUCAGUUGGCAAACCUUAUAAGGACUUGUUAAAUGAAGCAAAUUACGAAUUAAGUGCAAGUGAAAACAAAAGUAUAUUAUUAAUUUCAAGAAUAUUUGGUAUGAAAAAAUUCAACAUUGCGCCAGUCAAUUAUCAAGGCCCGAUUUCGAGAAACUUGUUGAGUUUUAGAAGUUCAAUCAGUUUUAUAAACACGCAAUUGUUGCAUACAAUUGAAGUAUUAUUGGUUGAUAUGAUUGUACGUCAAGAAAAGAAUAAUGUCAAAAUUGAUUACAAUAAAAAUGAUUGGUAUGAACUAAUAAGUCAAAUUCCAUUCUACCAAGAAGUAAACAAUACGUUGUUGGGAAUAGUCAGUGAAAUCUAUUUAGAGAUAACUUUGAAAAAAUUGAAGAGCUCAGGCAAUAAAUCGGAGUCUAUCACAUUUGCUAAACAUCAUUUAGCUGAUAAUGUCUUCCAAGUAAAUUCCACAUCUUAUAAUGCAACUGUUAGCGGAGAAAAUGCUAUAACUUCUGAUCAAAUCUCAAAAGACUUUGAUAAUGGGAAAAAAUGGUGGAACAAAUUUGUUAACUUUAUUCGAAAAGCAAACAUCAUUGAUAAUAAAUUAUGUUCAAACGCUCUUGUGCAAGAAGUUGAAGACGCCGAUAAACUUUUCAACGAUUUAACUGAAUAA